AAGGGUAAUAAAAUAAAUACCCUCCCAAACUCUCAACAAAAUCCAAAUUCACACAUUCCACCAUCCCUUCUCUUUCUCUCUUCACAUUCCCCCCGCUUCCGCCACCCUCACUUCUAACAAACCCAACAGAAAAAUGGUGGUGCAGCACCCAGUGGCGGAAGCGAACGAGCAAAGCCCGUUUGGAACCCUUUCCCCCACUGAAUUCUACGCCAAACACCAAGUCACCCACUCUUCUGAAUACAUAACCAACUCCCGGGGCUUCAAGCUCUUCACUCAAUGGUGGACCCCACUUCCUCCGAGCAAAACAAUUGGCUGCGUAGCCGUUGUCCAUGGCUUCACCGGUGAAUCCAGCUGGUUCAUCCAGCUAACCUCUAUUCUCUUUGCUCAAAAAGGGUUCUCUGUCUGUGCUAUUGAUCACCAAGGCCAUGGCUUCUCUGAUGGGCUCGACAACUUGAUGUAUCAUAUCCCAGAUAUCAACCCUGUUGUGGAAGACUGCACGCAGUAUUUUAAGACGUUCCGUGAGAAUCACGCGCCCGAUCUGCCGGCUUUUUUGUACUCGGAAUCGCUGGGCGGGGCAAUAGCCUUGUACAUUACGCUACGCCAGAAAGGCGCGUGGGAUGGGUUGAUUUUGAACGGGGCCAUGUGUGGGAUUAGUGCCAAGUUCAAGCCCCCGUGGCCUUUGGAGCAUUUACUGUUUGUAGUUGCAGCGGUGGUGCCCACUUGGAGAGUGGUCCCAACGCGUGGAUCGUUGCCUGAGGUGUCGUUUAAGGAAGAGUGGAAGGCGAAGUUGGCGUUUGCGAGCCCAAAGAGGGUGGCAAUGAGGCCACGCGCGGCUACAGCAUUUGAGCUUAUCAGAGUAUGCAAGGAACUUCAAGGGAGGUUUGGGGAGGUGGAUGUGCCUUUGUUGGUUGUGCAUGGUGGUGAUGACAUGGUGUGUGACCCUGCCUGCGCCAAGGAGUUGUUUGAACGCGCUGCUAGCACGGAUAGGACAUUGAAGAUUUACCCUGGCAUGUGGCAUCAGUUGGUCGGCGAGUCCGAGGAGAAUGUCAAUUUGGUGUUUGGGGAUAUAGUAGAGUGGCUAGAAAACCGUGCCAAACGAGGGGAUGUGGCCAACGACGGUGACGCGUGACGUUGCUCUUUGUUAAUAGUAUAAUUUAAUAUUGUGGUAUUUUAGCCAGGUGGUUGGUCAUAAACCAUAACAUGAAGCAGGCUAUGAUCAGCCUGCGAUGUUACCGAAGUUGGGUGAUGAAAUUAAUAAAAGGAAUGACUACAUUAUGAUGGGAAA
Populus trichocarpa (black cottonwood) is the source of this 1285-nucleotide messenger RNA. RefSeq names its product caffeoylshikimate esterase. Gene Ontology annotation, cellular component: membrane. The record is from RefSeq and is a predicted model, not a curated record. The coding region runs from base 134 to 1129 and encodes 331 amino acids. The transcript has a single exon. Gene Ontology annotation, molecular function: lipase activity. Lineage: Eukaryota; Viridiplantae; Streptophyta; Magnoliopsida; Malpighiales; Salicaceae.